AUGGCGAGACGCCGCAGCACCCUGCUUCUCAGGUGGCUGCACAGGGUAACCGCCAUCAGAAUCGUCAGAGGAUACCGAACAGUGUCGUACGCGUCGGCGACCGUACUGGCCGCAUCCCCGCCGUGGGAACUCCGGGCGCUGAUACUCGAGAGGAGGUACGAGCAAAGGAGACCUUGGGACCCGGGAGGGGACUCGGCUGAGCAGGCGGCCCUAGACGACCUAGGACCCGCCGAGGAGGACGCAUGGGACCAGUGGCGAUCCCAGCUGAUCAAUGAAGCAGGCGAGCACCGGGGCGCGGCGGCAGUUCUCCCAAACUGGGGGACAUGGAGAAGCCGCCGCGGCCUCCCGCUCACCUUCAGGAUGACCCAGAUACUCACGGGACACGGUGUGUUCGGGGAGUACCUGAAGAAAAUCGGACGGGAGACGACGGACAUCUGUCACCACUACGGGGAAGACAGGGACACAGCGCAGCAUACGCUGGAGACCUGCCCGGCAUGGGAGCUACCCCGCUACACCCUGCGGCAAGUCAUAGGCGAGAGGCUGACCCCCUCAGCGAUCAUAGCAGCGAUGCUGAGCGGACCGCAGGAAUAUGAAGCUGUCCGCCUCUUCUGCGAGCGAGUCAUGCUCGCAAAGGAGCGAGCGGAAAGG
Molecule: messenger RNA, 648 nt
Organism: Bombus pyrosoma
Lineage: Eukaryota; Metazoa; Arthropoda; Insecta; Hymenoptera; Apidae
Exons: 1
Source: RefSeq, a predicted model, not a curated record